AUGGACGACCAGACCGUCGUCAGAGAGAACCUUGCAGGUACUACGCUCAGGGCAUAUGCACUCACGGCGAAGCCUGUCGCUUUUCUCACGAAGGGCCCGGACCUGUUCGGGAACCAUGUCGCUUUUUCGCCAAAGGAUUUUCCCAACACCGAGUGGAUGGAGGAGCCCAAGCAUACUGAGCAGUGGACUCGUGAGAUCGGAGGUGCUUGGGUUGAAUUCGGAAAUGGAGCGGCUGUCACUAACAUCACUCUUCUCUCCGACUUUUCCGCUAUUCAAAUGCGCCAUCUGCCCCCGGGAUCUUCGGCACGAUCGGUGCAAGAACUGUUAGCGGACGUAGGCAUCGCCGUAUCUAUAAGUGACAUCAAUUUCAUCAAGCUGGUGAAAAAUCGAAACGGGAUGGCAAUUAUCAAAGUCAAAGACCCAGAGUUUGCCAAGUCCGCCUGCUGGAAACUACGCACCUGUAUUCGAGCACCUGACUUGGAAGUCACCCAGAUCCCCGUUCCUUUACCAGACGGAUCAUCGUUUGGUCUCGUCGACAGCAGAAACGUCCGCUGCUCAUGGCACAGACCGACAAGAAACGCCACUCUUUCGUUCAGGAACCCAGCAGAAGCAUUCGAGUCGUACUACAAGCUUAAAAACCAGCAACUCAAAAUCGCUGGCUUGCUAGUCACAGCUAGAAUGCCCGCCGCAGAGGAUGCUACUGAAAAGGAUGGGCCAUGGCAGAUGGAGUUGGAAGGCUUGGUGGCCACUAUCCCUUCGGAGGAUAUCAUCAAGAUUUUCCCCCCGUCUGGAGCACCCUAUGAAGUUGAGAUGGGUGAUCCAAGUUACGAGACCGACUCGGAAAUUGACUCGACUAUCAUAAAAUCCCUGCUCUACGACGUAGGGGCCUUGGAACAAUGGGAAGUGUUUGGGAGUUCCACAGCGAGAAGGGUCAAGGCACAAGCUCGGUUCAUCGAGGAAUCUGAAGCCCUGGAUGCCGUCACGCAGCUGAACGAGACGUGGCUGCCGUUCAACCCUUCUGGGAAACUCUACCUUCAGCACGUGCAUCUGGUCAAGUUUAGGGUUUCAACCCGCGUUUAUGGCGUUGUUGAAGACAGCAUCGAAUCGCUGCGGAAAGAUUGGGAACGACAAUUCGUUAAUUUUUCCUCAAAAUCUGAGACCGGCUACAGAGUUCUGAAGCUUGAGAGCCAGGAUCGCGAACCCUUUACGCAAGCGAAAGAGGCCCUUGAAAAAAUCAUCAAUGGAACGACUAUGACCUUGAAUGGGAAGAACCUAUGGUCUCCCGAUUUCAAAGCUGAUAGAGGAGCAUAUAGGAGGCUUCAGGAGAUUGAACAAGGUCUUGGAGUUGUCAUUAUCCGCGACAUCAAAUCCUCCAAAUUCCGAGUUUUUGGCCCGGAAGACAAGAUUGUGCCAGCAUGCGAAGCACUUGACCAGCUUUUGCAAGAACUGCAGCUUCAAUCAACAGGACACAAUACUGAGCAAUCACAGGCGGAAAAGGCUACCGGAGGCGACUGUGCAGUCUGUUUCUGCGAAGCCGACCAAGCUCUCACAACUUCAAGCAUCCACGAUCGGUGA
Molecule: messenger RNA, 1575 nt
Organism: Fusarium musae
Lineage: Eukaryota; Fungi; Ascomycota; Sordariomycetes; Hypocreales; Nectriaceae
Exons: 4
Coding region: 1-1575 (524 amino acids)
Source: RefSeq, a predicted model, not a curated record